AUGUACCCGACAGCAACCACCCCAAUACAAACGAUCGGUCUUCGAGAGGUGUGCCAGGUCAACGGUCGUCACUUUAAACGAAGGAGGGGCACAGAGGAGUGGAUCGAGUACGAGCCGGAAAACACUUCUCUGCCACCUAUACAGCCACAACCGUUGUAUCUCUCUCUUGUCCACGAGAAACAGGGUCCAGAUGAGCCUCUCCACUGGUCCCUCUUCGUGGCCCCCGAAAAUGAGCCUGGAUGGUUAUAUCAAGUGACUGGUGAUGCAGAACACAUGACCUACGAGCCUUCUGAUGGAAAAGUCGAUAUCACUAGCUCUGAGUCGUUUCUGACCUUGUAUCAAUUGGCUUCUCUGACAGAGGGCCAGGCGAUGGUGGUAAAGGCUAUUACCGAUCACGAAACUCCCCCACAUGCAGUUAAUCGACGAGAAGUUAAGGAGAACUGUCAGGGAUGGGCGGUGCGUGUUCUUGGUAAAUUGAUUGAGGAGGGUAUUGUGUCAGCUUCCAAGCUUGAUAUGACUAAAUCAAUGAUGCAAUCUGUCUGA
Molecule: messenger RNA, 543 nt
Organism: Aspergillus nomiae NRRL 13137
Lineage: Eukaryota; Fungi; Ascomycota; Eurotiomycetes; Eurotiales; Aspergillaceae
Exons: 1
Coding region: 1-543 (180 amino acids)
Source: RefSeq, a predicted model, not a curated record